Molecule: messenger RNA, 2568 nt
Organism: Phoenix dactylifera (date palm)
Lineage: Eukaryota; Viridiplantae; Streptophyta; Magnoliopsida; Arecales; Arecaceae
Product: polyadenylate-binding protein 2-like
Molecular function (GO): RNA binding
Source: RefSeq, a predicted model, not a curated record
ACUCCCCAUCCACCGUAUAAAAUCCCGGUACCGCCCCGAGAGGGAGGCGCGGUGCGGUACGGCUGCCCUCCCAAACCCUCCUCCUCCUCUCUAUCGUCCCUCUGCCAUUGUAUCCACGCCCUUCGGAUCUCCGAUCCUAUCCGAAUCCGUCGAAAAAAAUACCCAAAAAAAUCGAGAAAAGAAAACCCUAAAAAAGAGUGAAUCCUUUUCUCUCUCGGUCUCGGUAUCUCUAUCCUUUUGAAUCCGUGAGAGGAACGAGGGUUUGCUUUUCUUGUUGUUCUUCUUGUCGUGGUUCUUGAUCUCCUAGUGUUUGUCCUGAGGAGUGCGGGAAAACAGGGGGAAAGGAGGGUUUUUUUUCGAGGAUCGAUCUGAGAGAUGGCGCAGGUCCAGGCUCGGCCGCAGACGCCAGUGUCCGGAUCAGCGGGGGCUGGGGCGGAGAGCGGCGGCGGGGGGAACCAGUUCCCGUCGACUUCUCUGUAUGUCGGGGACUUGGAGCUGAACGUGACGGACGCGCAGCUGUUCGAGACGUUCAGCCAGCUCGGGCAGGUGGUAUCGGUUCGCGUCUGCCGGGAUAUCAACACCCGCCGCUCCCUCGGCUACGCCUACGUGAACUACAGCAACCCGGUUGAUGCGGGAAGGGCAUUGGAAGUGCUGAACUUUACCCCUCUUAAUGGAAAACCUAUUCGGAUGAUGUAUUCAAAUCGUGACCCUAGCCUGCGUAAAAGUGGGGCAGGGAAUAUAUUUAUUAAGAAUCUGGACAAGUCAAUAGACAACAAAGCAUUGUAUGAUACAUUUUCUGUAUUUGGAAAUAUUCUUUCUUGCAAGAUUGCCACAGAUCCAUCUGGUCAGUCAAAAGGCUAUGGAUUUGUUCAGUUCGAGCAAGAGGAAGCAGCACAGAAUGCAAUAGCAAAGCUAAACGGCAUGCUUUUGAAUGAUAAGAAAGUUUUUGUCGGACCUUUUCUUCGUAAGCAAGAAAGGGAGAAUGCUGCAAGCAGCACAAAAUUUAAUAAUGUAUUUGUAAAAAAUCUUUCGGAGUCUACAACAGAAGAUAAUUUACGAGAAAUUUUUGGUCAAUAUGGAAAUAUUACGAGUGUUGUUGUAAUGAGGACAGGUGAUGGGAGAUCGAAGUGCUUUGGAUUUGUUAAUUUUGAGGAUCCAGAUCAUGCUGCUAAGGCUGUUUACGAACUUAAUGGGAAGAAAUUUGAUGAUAGAGAAUGGUAUGUUGGAAAAGCACAGAAAAAAUCUGAAAGGGAGAUGGAACUAAGAAGAAGAUUUGAGCAGAUUAUGAAGGAGGCAGCUGACCAAUAUCAAGGGACUAACUUGUACUUGAAGAACUUGGACGAUAGCAUUGGGGAUGAUAAACUGAGAGAAUUGUUUUCGGAGUUUGGCACAAUUACAUCUUGCAAGGUUAUGCGCGAUCCUAAUGGUGCAAGUAGAGGAUCUGGAUUUGUUGCCUUUAUGUCUCCUAAUGAUGCGUCUAAAGCUCUUGCGGAGAUGAAUGGCAAAAUGAUUGGCAGCAAACCUCUCUAUGUUGCACUUGCACAGCGUAAAGAAGACAGAAGAGCAAUGCUGCAGGCACAAUUUUCUCAGAUGCGUCCAGUGGCAAUCCCACCUUCAGUUGCUCCUCGUGUGCCAAUGUAUCCUCCUGGUGCUCCUGGUAUGGGACAACAACUAUUUUAUGGUCAACCACCUCCUACCCUUUUACCUCCUCAGCCUGGAUUCGGCUUCCAACAGCCACUUGUUCCCGGGAUGAGGCCUGGAGCGGCUCCUAUGCCAAACUUUUUCAUGCCAAUGGUCCAACAGGGUCAGCAGGCCCAACGCCCAGGUGGUAGACGAGCUGGUGGGGGCCCUGUGCAACAAACACAGCAGCACCCUAUGCCACUGAUUCCCCAACAGAUGCUUCCUCGGGGGGGACGUGCCUACCGCUACCCUCCUGGGCGCAGCAUGCCAGAUGUGCCGGUGCCUGGUGUUGCUGGAGGAAUGCUCUCUGCCCCUUACGACAUAGGGGGUAUGCCCCUAAGAGAUCCUGGCAUGUCACAGCCUAUUCCGAUUGGAGCAUUGGCUUCAGCUCUUGCAAAUGCUAGUCCUGAGCAGCAGAGAACGAUGCUUGGUGAGAGUCUAUAUCCACUUGUGGAUCAGCUGGAGCAUGAACACGCGGCCAAAGUCACCGGCAUGCUUCUUGAAAUGGACCAGACAGAAGUGCUGCAUCUGUUGGAGUCCCCAGAGUCCUUGAAAGCCAAAGUUGCUGAGGCUAUGGAAGUCCUGAGAAAUGUUGCUCAGCAGCAGCAGCAGCAGCAGGCCAGCACCCCAACUGAUCAGUUGGCUGCUCUGUCGCUGAAUGAUGGCCUUGUUAGUUGAGUUGAUACAUUUAGUCCUUUAGAUUGGAGGGAUUUUGCAUGAACAAUUUGAAUUUGUUUGAGUAGCAGAUGGUUGUGUGGUGACUUUUUUUUUCUUUUCUCAAAACAAAAUAUUUAAUUUUGAAGCGGGCUGUUUGAUAGGCUGACUUUUUAGUUUAUAGAAUGCUUUAAUUUCUAGUAGCAUAUUUUGCUAUUGCUUCUUCCCUCUUCA